AUGUCUGCAGCUAAAGUAGGUGCCUUAAUUGCUCAGCAAAUUUCCUGCAACAACUUCUUAUUUCUGACUGUAGCCCAUGGGCUGAACAGGAACUGCUGCCAAAAUGAAGGAAUCUGUUUCCUGGGGACUUUCUGCAUAUGUCCAAAGUAUUUUACUGGUAAACACUGUGAACGUGAUAAACGUAUUGGAUUCUGUGGCACGGUGAGGCAUGGGGAGUAGACCAAGGAUGGCUGCCUGCUCUGCCAGUGUGUCCAUAGGGUCCUUCACUGUUUUCCUCAUGGCCUGAGAGAUGGCUGUGAUAUGAAUACACAGUUAUAUUUAUAUUUACCGAUGUACAUAGUGUGUAUAUAUACACACAACAUACUAAAAUACAAAAACAUUGGCUUUCUAUAUCCAAACGAGGUGAUGUUGAUCAAAUUUGAUUCAUGA
Molecule: messenger RNA, 429 nt
Organism: Aptenodytes forsteri (emperor penguin)
Lineage: Eukaryota; Metazoa; Chordata; Aves; Sphenisciformes; Spheniscidae
Product: cryptic protein-like
Exons: 3
Source: RefSeq, a predicted model, not a curated record